Molecule: messenger RNA, 555 nt
Organism: Cladophialophora bantiana CBS 173.52
Lineage: Eukaryota; Fungi; Ascomycota; Eurotiomycetes; Chaetothyriales; Herpotrichiellaceae
Exons: 4
Coding region: 1-555 (184 amino acids)
Cellular component (GO): endoplasmic reticulum
Source: RefSeq, a predicted model, not a curated record
AUGGCAAUCUCACCCACGUCAACCACAGCGCCGCGACAGCACUCCCGCCGCCGCCCACUGUCGGCCAGGAAGCUGGAUGUCCUGUAUCUGGGCUUCUUCCUCGUGCAUGUGCCCAUCAUGUUCUUGGUCGACCUAUGCUCGAUCCUCCCGUCGAUCCUCGUCUCGCCGCUCUCACACUCGCUGCGAACAUACCAGCUCCAGCGCUUUCAGGACAAAUUCUUCAUCAGCCCGCCAGCGUGGUUCAUGGCCUACAUGUGGAUCGAAGCUACGUAUCAUGUGCCGAUUAGCUUAUGGAUGGUUUGGGGGAUUUUCAAGGAUCAUCCGCUCGUCCCGCUUCAUCUCCUGAUCUUCGCCCUCGAGGUCGCCGUCACAACGCUAACGUGCGUCGUGGAUAUUUCCGACUGGGAAGGUUACACCUCUGCGCAGAAAUCAGACCUGUAUGGGCUCUACGUCCCGUACUUGGUUCUAGCGUGUUUGAUGGGCGUCGACGCGUUUGUCAGAGUGAAAAGGCAGAUUCUGCACAGCGCCGGUCCGGAGAAAGGGAAGACGGCGUAA